Messenger RNA from Meleagris gallopavo (turkey), 6866 nucleotides. RefSeq names its product growth differentiation factor 2 (gene GDF2). Gene Ontology annotation, molecular function: cytokine activity; growth factor activity. Gene Ontology annotation, cellular component: extracellular region. NCBI's taxonomy places the organism in Eukaryota, Metazoa, Chordata, Aves, Galliformes, Phasianidae. Gene Ontology annotation, biological process: BMP signaling pathway. The record is from RefSeq and is a predicted model, not a curated record.
CUAAUGUUGACAGUGAUGGUAAAAUAUAGAGGAAAAAAAAAGAAAAAUUAUCAGAAAUUAAGCACUUAUUCCUACAGAACAGCAAUUAGCAUAAAACUUCCCACAUCUUAAGUCAUCGCCAUUUCUGUUCUACAUGACUUUUUUUUUCUCUGUAGGUAAUCUUGAUCCGAUUUAGCAACAGCUUUGAAGAGAAUGAUAUAUUAGCAUAGCGUAUUUAUGUUCUAGUCUAUUGCAUUUGUUUUCCCUAAGGAAUCUAUUCUGUAUCUUGAAUUAGUCUUUGGGUACAUAUUCACUACCCAAGAUCUGUUUAUGCAAAUAAUUAGGAGAGAUCUGUUAUAAGGUCUAUGGGAUAUAAGGGAAAAUGCUAUUCCUAUCUCUUUAGGAUACCUGGAAAAAACUGAAAGAUCUGGUCUGUAUUUAAAGAUUGGCAUAACUAUGUAAUUUAGCAUGGGCAAAACAAAAUUAUACCCAUAAGUUACAUAGCUAUCAAGACAUUCCCUUACUACACAAAAGAGGAAAUUCUCUUACUAUUAAAGUUUAUUUCAUUUUGUAAAGUACUGUAACUUAGAGAUGAAACUCAUUUUGUCACAAGACAUUUAGUGGUUUAGCUAUAUCUGUCAAUUCUCUAAUGCAAACCAGGCUUUCUAAAUUUGUUUAGAAGUACCUACUUUCUGGGUCUCUGAAUGUCUAUUCUUCCUUUGGAAAAGGAAACUUUGCAUUUAAUACAUAUAAAUUAUUUUAAAAAUAGCACAAAUACUAUCAGCUGAUAUCCACACCAUCUUGAAUCUUCUCUCCUAACAGUUCUUUGACUUCCAUGGCCAUGCUGUAUACCCUUCCAGUCAGUGAUUACAUUUCUAGAAAAAUUACUAUUGACAAACACCUAAAAUAAACUGCAAGAUAAUCUCACUAAUCUUCCAAAAAAUGAGGAUGAUCAAUAGCAGAUGAUUACAGACAGAUAAACCAGGAAAUCAGCUGAUAAUAGUCAGCAAAGUUUGAAGUACAUUUUUUACUAAAACAUUCCAUUUAAUUCUUUGAGAUCAGUUUAAUUGCCAGAGAUAAAAGCAAUAAUUAGAAUGUACUUAGGUUUUUGUAAACUGUUUCAAUUCAUUUUCACAAGGCAGUAUAAUUAACUGAAACUACUGGACAAUGUUAAUGUAUUUAUGCGUCACACGAACUAACAACUGUCUCACUACCAAACUUCAAAGAGCAGCUUACAAAUGGAAUUGCCACUAAAUGAAACUGUUCACUGUUAAGUAUCUGCAAAGAUGACACUUGGCCUGACGAUAUGUAACAUCCUUGUAUAUGAACUGGAAGUCUUUUAUAUAUAACAACCUCCACAGCUUUUGCACAAGAGUGUUCAGGAGAUUGGUGUUUAUAUCGACUGCUUCAUCUAGCCAUGCAAUCAGGACUCAUUUUAAGGUAGGAAGAUGCAGAAUAUUCUACCUAGGCAUAAGGAACGGAGGCUGUUCCUACAGAGCAGAAGACUACACACUUGGAAACUGUAACUUCUAAAAUAUAUUUGAUGGGCGUCAUGGACCUACAGUGUAAUAUAAGCAUCAAGGAUGAUGCUAUGUAAAAAGAGCUAAUGAAAGCUACAAAAAGAUGCACUGUGGAGCAGAGAACCCCAGCAGGAAAGGAGAUUAUUUUUCUGCAUGCGGCACUGAAAGACUGCCACUAGAAAACCAUGUAUAGCUCCAGUGUUCAGAAAAACACUGAAAUUCUGGAAGAGACACAAAAUGAGAAACAAAAAUAGUUUAAGAAUAUACCCUUUAGAACGUGACUAAAAAAAGCACUAUCUGUUUAUUUUAUCAGAAAGCAAACUGAGAAGCUGUUCGAUUACACUAAGUACCUUGAUGGAGAGAAAAUGCCGGUGCUGUGGGGCUUCUGAAUCCAACAAGGAAGUGAGUAGAACUGGUGUCUAAAAGGUGUAAGCCAGGAACAAUGAAAUAAUAAAUGAAGCACUAGGAUUUUUAAGCGUGAGUGAUAGCCUUUUAGAACAAGUGCUACAGAAAAAAUAGGAUGAAGAAGAAGAAAUUCUUCAUUUUUCUGGAGAUCCUUGAAAUGUUAUGCUUAGCCAAAUACAAGAAACUGGACUUUGCACACAAGUAGUAAAUACAAAAGCCAUGAGUAUAACGUAAGAACUGUGCUUAUUCAGGAGAAUAGAAUCUAUGCCAAAUAAGCUUUUCUGACUAUACAGUGUAGGAACACAGUUAACCAGAACCUUGGAUCCCAGUUGUCACUUUAACAGAUACAUGACGACCUAGACUGAGCUCACUUAAAACACUUCUGACCAUUCAGUAUGCUCUGCUAGCAAACUAAAUGGUCAGAAAGGGUGAAAUAUUGUCAAAUAGACUUUUUUUUAAAGAGUUCAUAACACUAUUCAGAAUCUGUGGCAUAUAUGUAAUAUAGACUGAGCUGUGUUUAGAAACAGAUGAUACAUUAACAAUACAGACAAAAUAUACACACCAUUAGACUAAAUCAGAACAGGUUAAUUAAGAUAAAUAACAAGUGAUAUAUUUGCCUGUAAAUAUACACUUUAUUUUCUUCUGUAUCAUAAGAAGUUCUGCCAUCAGACUUUUGUCCCACUCUUCUCAUGGAUAACAGUGUCAGACUUUUACUUUUCACGUAGCCUCAGAAGGUUUGGUUCUGUUUCCAUUCUAAGGUCACUGCUUGCUCUUGUUGCUCUUGGAUUGUAUUGACCAUCAAGAAUCUAAGAAAUAUAUUAUGUAAAAUACUAUAAAAGCAAGACUACAAAAAACUACAAGCCUACAAAAGAAUUAGACUGAAAAAGAACAAGCCUGUGAAUAGCAUGAAGCGCACUUGACACAAAACAGAUAUUACAGUAUGUACAAAUAAUAGCUCUUGGCUGAUAAACGGAAAGAAGUUUUAAGGUUGUUUGUACUGUCAUGAGAUCAUAUCUUGCAGAAUCACAGGUCUCCAUCAAAUUACUGUGGAUUUUUUGAUGGUAUAUUAACGGAACAUGGCAAGGAUUUGUGAGAUGUUAUUUACUAAUAGCCGAUAGAAUAAUUUCAUUCUAGAUUUCUGUUUUCUAGUCACCGUGUAAUCUUCCACGUCCCUAAAAAAGCUUCUGUCUGAGUUGGCAAGGAAAUGCUAAAAGAGUGUAAUUAAGCAACGAUGACCCUAAAGUGAAAUGUGGAUUCUUUGCAAUAUACAACAUCCUUCCCACGAGCCAUGUGUGUUUGUCAGAUGUUUAUAGAAUCUUCAUUAACUAAGAGCUUUGCUAGAUAACGGAAGCUGAAGCAUGGCAUCAAUGACUCAGAUAAGGGCAAGUGUACAACCAAUCUGCUUGACAACUGACAAGAGGCUGGGGUUUGAAGCAGACUGUGAAAAGAACACAAGAAAGUGAUUUGCAAAGGGCAUUCCGUCUGUUUGCCUUCCACCUCCUUUCCUCUGUCUGUAAAGAUUCAACAUUUUUAAUCAGUUAAAAUACUUAGUCCUCUUGUCUCUCCAUCAGAAAGUAAAUACAUAAGAAAUGCAUUAUUUUGGAGUAUUAGCUGCACUGUCUGUUUUCAAUAUCAUUGCCUGCCUGGCAAGAGGCAAGCCUUUGGAAAACUGGGACAAGCUACCAGUUAUGGGAGAGUCAGACGUAUUCUUUCAUGAUCCUGGGGAAGAGGAAGAUGAGACCCAUUUUGACUUUAAAUCUUUCCUGGAGAAUAUGAAGACAGAUUUACUAAGAAGUUUGAAUUUAUCAAGGGUUCCCUCACAAGAGAAGACCAAAGAAGAACCGCCACAGUUCAUGAUUGAUUUAUACAACAGAUACACAGCAGACAAGUCCUCCAUCCCUGCAUCCAACAUCGUAAGGAGCUUCAGCACUGAAGAUGUUGUUUCUUUAACUUCACCAGAAGAAAACCCAUUUCAGAAACACAUCUUGUUGUUCAACAUCUCUAUUCCACGAUACGAGGAAAUCACCAGAGCUGAACUGAGAAUUUUUAUCUCCUGUCACAAGGAAGUUGGGUCUCCCUCCAGACUGGAAGUCAACAUGGUCAUUUAUGAUGUUCUAGAUGGAGACUAUUGGGAAAACAAAGAAAAUAGCAAAUCUUUGCUUGUCUCCCACGGUAUUCAGGAGUGUGGCUGGGAGAUGUUUGAAGUGUCCAGAGCUGUGAAAAGAUGGGUCAAGGCAGACAGGAUGAAGACUAAAAACAAGCUAGAGGUCAUUAUAGAGAGUAAGGCUCUGGGUGGUUUCCCUUGUGGGAAGCUGGAUAUUAGUGUUACUCGUGACACUAAAAAUCUGCCCCUGUUAGUAGUAUUCUCCAAUGAUCGCAGCAAUGGGACAAAAGAGACCAAAGUAGAGCUCCGGGAGAUGAUUGUUCGUGAACAAGAAAACGUGCUAGACAAAUUAGGAAAGAACAACUCUUCAUCUGAAGAAGAACGGAGAGUGGAAAAAGCCAUCACUAGGCCCCAUCAGCAUUCCUCCAGAAGCAAGAGAAGCAUUGGAGCAAACCACUGUCGGAGAACUUCUCUCCAUGUGAACUUUAAAGAGAUUGGUUGGGAUUCCUGGAUCAUUGCACCCAAAGAUUAUGAGGCUUUUGAGUGUAAAGGAGGUUGCUUCUUCCCUCUGACAGAUAAUGUUACGCCAACAAAACAUGCUAUUGUCCAGACUCUGGUGCAUCUCCAAAACCCAAAGAAAGCUUCCAAGGCUUGCUGUGUUCCAACUAAACUGGAUUCAAUCUCUAUUCUUUAUAAGGAUGAUGCUGGUGUGCCCACUUUGAUAUAUAACUAUGAAGGGAUGAAAGUGGCAGAAUGUGGCUGCAGGUAGUAUAUGCAGAAUAUCUAAGAAGAGGAAUACACUCUUUUUUGCUGUCCGUGAAACUGUACAUUAGUGAUGUAAAUGAAAAUCCUUGCAAACAAGGUUUGGAGCACGGCAUGGAGCUGGUUGUUUGUUGUUGCUGCUUUUAAAGGAAAGCUGGCAUUUAAAGAAUGGCAAUCAUUGUAAAUAACCUGCAUUAUAUAUCAUUAAUUAAAAUUUUGUGAGAUUGAAAGAACUAUGCAUUAUUUGUCCAGAGUGACAAAAACAAAAAACUUAUUUGAAUUUUUCUGUUAAACCAGUUCUGUUCAGGUCACAUGCAGCCUUUGGAAUUGAGGAUGUCUUCUAAAUUUCCAAUAGGCAUAGAAAUCUAGCUCUCUCUGUCAGUUCUUACAUUCUUUUGUAAACUCACUGAACUGCAUAUAGUUUGCAUGAUAAAACAGGGAGUCUAAAUCCUGCAAACCUUUUCUCACAUCAGUAAUCUCAGAGACUUUUAAAAUCAUUUUAAUGCAAAGUAUUUACUCCUGAAAGUGAAGUUUUUAGAAUUUCUCAAACAGAUGACACACUCCAUCUCAUUUGAUUCCCAAGUUUCCUUCUGUGGAUAGCAGGUGCCUUGGUUUCAGCUUUCUUAUCCUCAAUGUCCCUAUUUUUACCCUUUUAUGGCACAUACUUGAAUGAUAAGAAGUACAGCCUUCCGCUUCCAAGACACUGUUUCCUAGGAGGAACAGUAGACCUUAUCUCCCCACAAAGAUAAGGAGCCACUUUGACCUACUGUGUAUUCUUAGUAUUUCUUUGCAAGAACAAGCAGUAAAACGACAUCCAAUCUUAAGAUCCAUACCCUAACAACUGUGGGGGGUUGGCAGUGCUCAGCACUCAUGAAAAAAAUAAACAAGCUAAUUUUUAGAGGCCUAAGUUUUUUGGAUUCUGACACCAGGCACUGUUCAUUUUCUUUAUUUUUCUUAGGAUAAACACUGUUCUACAUACAAAAUUCUUUCACCCUUUAGAAGUCUGGGAACAAUUGAUAACUCCUUUUUUAAUGUUCUGGGACACUUACAUUACUUUAUGAGAAAUACACUACCAUACAAUGGUUAUCCUGUCCUUACUUCUGUUUUCACUAAACAACAACCCCAUGUUUCCUGCAAGUAGGGAAAACUUUCUUUGAUUCUAAUGAAGGUUUUGCCUGUACAAGAAAAGACAGUGCUUUGCAUUGGUUUCAGGUGCGAAUAGCAUGUGCCAUAUAGUGCCAUCAUAGUCCACUUCCUUUUUACUAUUCCACCUUCCACCAAAAAUAUCUACCACUUUUAAUUCAAACCCACAGCGAACUACAUAUAUAUUCAAAAUAUUAAAUGUUAGUGAGACAAAAAUAUGAAAAGAAGCUUAAUAUAUGGAAGCAACAUGAUUUAAAUGUAUACAUAUGUUUUAAAUUAGGGCAGUCUGUAGGCAAGACGAAUUCAUUUGCUGUGAAUAGCUCUGCUUGAAAUCUAAUAUGCAGUUUAUUUACUAUUGUUAACUUAAUACAGAGCAAAUAGCAGGUGAGUGUGAGCAGAGCGGUUGUAACUCCAUCAAGAACUGUUGGUUACAUCACAAACCAUGAGCACAAAGCAUGAUUCACCAGAAUCCUGUGACUGAUUUACAGUCUUUUCCACUAGAAGAGGACUGCAAUUGGAUCAGAUCUGAGAUCUGGAUCCAUGAGAAUCCUAUCCAUCCAUAGCUGCAUGUCAUUAACCUCUAAAGUUUCAUGUGACAUCCUCUCAUUUUACUACUCCCCACUGGCUUCUAUCAUCUUACAGUUAUUGUUAUGUCUUCCUCCUUCUAGAAAUGUUUUCUCUCCCUUUUGUAUUGAUAUCUCCUAAAUUUAUAAUAUUUUGCACAACUUCUCUUCUUCAAGUAAAACAAACUACCAGGCAAACAUUUGGUGUGAUCACAUUAGAAUUCUUUUUCACCCAUGUGUCAAGGUAAUUGUAGCUGUGUGCCCUCAAGUCAUCUAAACAAAAGGUCCUAGCUGUAAUUCUGACUUCAUAGAGUGCAGGACUUUGUCAAUUAUCAAAUUAAAAAGUGGAGAAGGAAAAAGAUGAGUCCUCACAUGUUCACAGAGAGUUUC